Molecule: messenger RNA, 565 nt
Organism: Chironomus riparius
Lineage: Eukaryota; Metazoa; Arthropoda; Insecta; Diptera; Chironomidae
Source: the annotation of a GenBank genome assembly
GAACACGUUUUUGUUUUCCGUCGGGUAAAGAAAUUAAAUAAUUCUAUUUGAAAAAAAUGCACUCACCUUAUUCGAAAAAUCCCAGUUGGGUCAAGCCCUCCCAGCUCACCUCCAUAAAGACCGCAACUUUCACGAAUCGCGUUCACAAUGAUGAAUAUAUUUUUUCGUUAAGGAGCAGCAAAAAUAUGCACACAAAGAAUCACAAUUUAGAAAUUCACUUAAAAGUUAAAUUUGAUUAAUGUCUUAAAUUUUUUUUUGUCUUGCUUAUAAAUAAUCCACAACUACAUUAAAAUGUCACUAAAUAAAUAUUUUUUAUGUUUUUUUUUGAUGAUUAUUUGCUUCUUCUUCUUCUAAUGUUCAGUCCAUUAAUUACAUAGAAUUUUAUGCAAAAAUUAUUUUUCACUUUUAAAAAUCUCAAAAAAGCGACUUUACUUUAUUAGAAAUAAAACAUAAACUUAAGCAAUUUCUUCUUCUUUUUACUUCCAAAAAAGUUUCUUGCUAGAAAAAAUUUUGUGACUACACUUGAUCAACUUUAUGUUCUUGAUUUUCCGUAAAAACUUUAAGC